AUGGCAGAAUACUGGAAGUCCACUCCGAAAUACUGGUGUAAGCACUGCAAGAUCUACGUCCGCGACACAUCCUUCGAACGCACACAGCACGAAGCCACUGGCAAACACCAAGGCAACCUAACGCGCUUCCUACGUGUAAAUUCAACCGCAACUGGAACUGGAACCGGAAACUCAACCGCAUCGCGUUUCGUAAUGGCGGCUCAGCGGAAAGAGCAGUUGGCGCAGUUGGUGGAGUUGGGCGUGGCAAUUCCGGAGGAGUUUAGGAAGGAUAUGGCGCUUGCGGGAGAUUGGGAGGUUGUGGAAGAAGUGUCUGUGGAGAAGAAGGGUGCGGAGGUGGAUGAGAUGGCUGCGUUGAAUGUUGGUGUUAGGAAGAGGAAGUUUGAGGGGCAGGAGGAAGAGGAGGCAGCAGGGGAGACGGUCGUUAGGCAGUGGUGGGGGUCGACGACGCGACGGUUCCCGGGAACAGAUGAGAAAGAUGAUCUAGAUGCGUUGUUAGAGAAGACGGCGGAGUUGAAAAGGAGGAAAAGGGAGGCGGAGAUAAAGGUGGAGGCGAAAGAUGAGGAGGGGCUUGGGGAGGGAGUGGUGAAAAGAGAGUGUGAGAAUGCGGAUCAUGGUAGUUAUUCCCUGGUUAAAAAGGAAGAAAUUGAAGAUGGGUCUACGGAGGUGAAGGUUGAGGAGGAAAAGGAUGGCAAGGAUGUGUCGAAGUCGAUUCCCGAGGCCGCGAAGGAUGCGUCGGAGGAAGUGGUUCCGGCUGUUGUUUUCAAAAAGCGCAAACCGAAGCAUGCUAGGUGA
Messenger RNA from Paracoccidioides lutzii Pb01, 792 nucleotides. RefSeq names its product U1 zinc finger domain-containing protein. Gene Ontology annotation, molecular function: RNA binding; zinc ion binding. The coding region runs from base 1 to 792 and encodes 263 amino acids. The record is from RefSeq and is a predicted model, not a curated record. The transcript is spliced from 3 exons. Gene Ontology annotation, biological process: mRNA splicing, via spliceosome. Gene Ontology annotation, cellular component: precatalytic spliceosome.